UCUCUUUCAACAUAUUCAAUAUAUUCGAAAAAAAUAUAUAAAAGAGAAAUGGAUGAAGAACUAAAUGGGGAACAUUUGGAUCGCCAUUUUAUGCAGCAAGUCAAGGAAUAUGAAACGGUAUUCAGGACCAAAGCCUGCCCAUCGGAUCAGGAGAUCAUAAUGUGUUGGCUGCGCAUCCUUACGGCGGCACCCGAGUCCCAGAAACUGGCCAGAAAUUGCCUAAUGCUGCUCAUGUAUGGGCAUUUAAAUGAGAUCGGCUAUUUGCAGAAACCCUUCACGGAUAUGCGCAAUUUUGGCAAGGAUCUCAAUGACAUAUUGGACAGCUAUAAGGGAUUGCCGGUGCCCAGUGCAGUCAAGUCUACUAAAAAGGAAGCAGAGACAAGCAAAGAUGAAAGGGAAAUAGAAAAGUCCUUCAGGGAUAUGUACAUUGUAGGAAAGAGUCAACAUAAAAUAAUGGAUAGCUAUAAGGGACUGCCAUUAUUCAAGGAAGAUAAGUCUACUCAAAAGGAUGCUGUUGCAGGCGAAGCCGAGACAAUUAAGGAUAUAAGAGAAAGGGAUAAACAUUUCAGGUAUAUGGACAUUCCAGGGAAGAAUCGUAAGAAAAUAUUGGAUAAUUAUAAAGGACUGCCAUUAAUCAAGGAAGACAAGUCUACUCAAAAACAUGUUGCUUUUUGCGAAGCAGAAAUAGAUAACCAUGUUGGAGAAAAGGAUAAGCCUAUCAAGGAUAUGCACAUUGUAGGGAAACAUCGUUAUAAAAUAUAUGAUAACUAUAAAAUACUGACAUUAUCGAAGGAGGACAAGUCUAAUCAAAACGAUGUUGUUCUAGACAAAGCAGAGGCGGGUAAGGAUCUCAAGGAAGAACAGAAAAGGAAUAACAUCGAAGAAAGGACUUGUAAUAAAACAAAGGGACUCCCAAUAUCCACGGAAGACAAGUCUACUCAAUAUUAUGCUGCUGCAUGCGAAGUAUGUGAAAAGAAGAAGGCCUUCGUUGUUGGGAAGAAUCGAAUUGAUAUAUUGGAUAGGUCUGAGGAACAGCCACUAAUCAAUAAGGACCAAUGCACCCAAAAGGAUGCUUCUACGGGCACAGAAACUCUUCACGAAUGUGCGAAACUUUGGCAAGAAUUGUAAUGAAAUAUUCGAAAACUAUAAAGGAUUGCCGACUUUAGAGCCACAGGAGAAAGAUAAAUCAACUCAACCUCUUAAGAAUAGAAUGCUGCUUGUUAAUGAAAACCCAUUCCUUCAAAAUGCGGCAGUAGCUCUCAAAGCAAAGAAAUGUGAUGACUUAGAGAGUAAAGCACUGCCAUCCAAGAAUUAUCCUGUUUCAAAUAAUCAGCAAAAGACUAAAAAGAUAAUGGCAAUACACAACUAUCUACCAGAGGUGAAAUCAGCUAAACCUCAAGUAGCUACUAAGAACGAUGAAAAUAGUUACAAGGACAUCAACGAAUCAAUUUUACACACUUCAAUUGGGGCCGAGGCAUACGAAACAUUUGAUUCACAUCAUUUGUACACACGAGCUGCAGCCAAUCCUAUGCAGGAAUUGAACAAAAUAAUUGAUGCCGUAAUCAAAAAUGAGAAUAUAAGAAAAUCACAAAUGUCAAUUAAAUCGAAGGCUAUUAAGAAAACCAAACGAGCCAAGAAUCAGAAAAUGCCAAAUGAAAAUAAUGAUUACGAAUUGACGCAACCCGUUGUCAGACGAUUCACAAAACAGAAUAGAGCAACUCGAUCGGAUCCUUGAAAGAGUUGUUUGCGUUACAAGAAUUCCUGUUAAAUAAGUCUAAACUUAUUAAAAAGAAGGACCCGCUGGUCACUUGGCUUGAAGUAGUUCAUUUAACGCCAGCUGUUCAUUAAUUAAUUUAAAUUGCUCGCUUUAUUAAAUUACAACCUGGUCAAAGCAACAAUAGCAGAAAGAAAGUAAGGAAAGGGAUG
This is a messenger RNA of Drosophila grimshawi, 1926 nucleotides long. RefSeq lists its product as uncharacterized. The transcript is spliced from 2 exons. The record is from RefSeq and is a predicted model, not a curated record. Lineage: Eukaryota; Metazoa; Arthropoda; Insecta; Diptera; Drosophilidae. Bases 49 to 1128 code for a protein of 359 amino acids.